Messenger RNA from Leguminivora glycinivorella, 2794 nucleotides. RefSeq lists its product as uncharacterized. The record is from RefSeq and is a predicted model, not a curated record. Bases 69 to 2792 code for a protein of 907 amino acids. The transcript has 9 exons. Gene Ontology annotation, molecular function: serine-type endopeptidase activity. Gene Ontology annotation, biological process: proteolysis. Lineage: Eukaryota; Metazoa; Arthropoda; Insecta; Lepidoptera; Tortricidae.
AAAUAAUCUCAAACAUUUUACUGAUAGCGUUCACAGUUCCCUCGCUACGUUUGGCUUCCGAUAUUCACAUGUUCACUUUUAUUUUCUGGACACUUUUGUGUUAUUUCCACUCAAUCCAAGGCCUUCUUGAGCCCCAAGUUAUAUCAGCCACAUUAUUAAAAGGGGUGUCAAGUGACAUAUUGGGUCACAACGACUCGACAUCCACGGAGUUUGCUGUCAUAUUCAAUCAGUACGUAAAUCUUACUGAGGCGGAGAAGGCGAAUAGGGAAAUAUUGAGGAGGGUAGCGGCGGAGUCGUACAACUCUACUGGAAAUGAGAGUCAAAACACGACUGGGUCAGAAGAAUGGCAAACUGCUUUAGACGAGGCAUUGACAGAGGAAAAUAUAACUGUAGCAUACAGCCAAGCGCUCAACAACAAAAUCCUUAAAUAUCUAGUAACCUACGCAAGCAACCCUGAGAACCUUAGAGAGUUGUACCAUUUGUACCAAGAACGAUUGGAUUUGAAAAGGAGACAGAUGAAUGUAACAAAUGUUGCAAAUAUUGAAGACAAUGAACUGUAUUCUAAUGAAACUGAUGGUGCAGGAUUUGGCAAAGAAGCUAAUGAAACAGGAACCGAAGAUGGGAUCCCGUAUUGGUCUGCGAAAGACGUGCCAACCCGUCGGAUCUACCAUGGUCUCGCGGUCGAUAUCAGAGACUACCCGUUCUUAGUCAGCGUCCAUUUGCUGAACGUAUUCACCUGCGCCGGGUCCAUCAUCAGGGAUGACCUUGUUCUUACUGCUGCCUCGUGUUUACAGCUCGCCUACAACAACCGUUUCUACCGCGAGAACCCCAGCUUCAUCGCCGUCCGCGCCGGCUCCACCUUCUUCUUCUUUGGCGGCGAAACCAUCCCUGUCCUAAAGGUCUUCUUCCACCCAAGAUACGACCCGAAGACCCUGUACAGCAACCUGGCCAUCAUGCAGCUGCGAAGGGUCCUCAGCUUUAGGCACAAGAGAGUAAAGAAGAUCGAGAUCGACCGCUCGCCGACCGCUCUGCCUGAGAAUACACCCCCGAUUGUUAUUCUUGGGUGGGGGGCUACCACGGAGAGCAAUUUACAACAACACCGAAAGCAACUAUCGGCAACCAAUCUAGAUUUCUACGACCAUAAGUUGUGCACUGAAAUAUAUGGAGAAAAAUUUUUAACAAAAAAAAAUUUCUGCGCUGGCUUCAUCACUAGAGGGGAAGGUGCAUGUAACCAUGACGUAGGCGAUCCCGGGGUCGCGGGCAUGUACCUGAUAGGGGUCACAAGUUUCGGCUCCCCGAUCUGCGGACGACCUGACACCCCCACUGUCUUCACCAAGGUCGGCUUCUACGCUGACUGGAUAGAGGAGAUCAUGACCCAGAAAAGAAAUCGAUUUGGCGCCAGAGUAACAACAGCGCGACCCUACAGAGUAUUAGAUAAAGAAGUCAUCCUAUUCGGGAUCCACGGGGAGGAUGAGCCCAUCCCUUUACAACGUGAAGCCACAAACAUGCCAGAGGAGCCCAAGCCAGCCCAAGACACUGCAUCUGUAGAUGAACACCUCCGAAUAGUGAUGGAUGAACUUAAAAAGCUUGGAGUACAAAGCAAAGAGAGCGAGAAUAUACUCCGGAACAUACAAUCUGGAACAACCGAAAAAGAAGAAGUAACUCUACCAGACAAUGAACAAGAUCCCGAAGUAAGACCUGGUGCUGUAGACAAUCCAAUAAUCGUUCAUCAUUAUAUAUCUGAUCCAGAACCAGAAACCGGUAUUGCAUUAAGAGAAGAAGAUAAAGAAGGUAAAGAGGAAGAAACUAAACAUAUGCCGGAAGACAUUGAUUAUUAUGCUACAACCAUGAACCCAGUUGAUCGUGCAACCCAAGUAUUUGACUUUGAACCCAGACAAGCAGGGUCAAAAGAAGAAGAAAACGAUGGAGAUCUCAGCAGACUGACAAAACCACCAGACAGCCAUAUUAAUAUGAAUUCAGAAUCUGAUUACUCUGAGAAUACUGGUGUUGUUGAUGCUGGAGUUGCUUCUGCUGCAGAUGACGAUAAUGAUGAUGAUAAUCCUGCAGGAGCCGUGUCAAAAGAACCAGAUAUCAAACACGAAGAAAACUACAGUAAAUCUAAUUCGAAUAAUAAACGACAUCCAGUUGUUAAAAAGGACAAAAGGAAAAAAACAUUAAGAAAAAAGCGUCGACGUCCUAUUGUAGUAAAUAAGAAAGACAUACAUAAGCCAAAAGAUGAGGGUUACGUCCCGGGAAUCCCACCAAACAUUCUUGGGAGUCAACAUCCUAUUGAUUUAGGAUCUGGCAAAAUUUUAGCCAAUUAUCACAUUCGUCAAGCUCAUCUAAAUGACGAUAAUAUUCAAGCGCAACAUCCAGAAGUUUGGAAAGAAAGUGUUGAAUCAACUACCAAAGUACAAGAAACGGUGCAUACUGAUAGUACAAAUAAUAUUUCAGAUGAUAUAGUGAAGCAAGAAAUCCAGAAAUUGUUGGAUCAGCUAGAAAUAAGUAGUGAGACAGACUCACCAACUGAAGCGGUUACUGAUGCUUUGCGCAAUAAUUUGCAAAAUCAGGAUCUGGAUAAAGCUUUAGAUGCUGAAACGGUACUCACUUUUCUAUAUUUGACAGAUGUCGAACAGAAAGUCCGCCCACGAGCAAAGGCUGUUGAGGGGUUAAGCAUAGAUCCAAAACCGUUUAACGAAAUGCAAGAUAGUAAUGCAUUAGUAGGGAAGAGUGAGAUAUAUAAAAUCUUUGCUGACGUUAUGAACACUGUAGUUAAUAAAACAUUGGAUUAAAA